This is a messenger RNA of Bombina bombina (fire-bellied toad), 2025 nucleotides long. RefSeq names its product atrial natriuretic peptide receptor 2-like. Gene Ontology annotation, biological process: intracellular signal transduction; cGMP biosynthetic process; receptor guanylyl cyclase signaling pathway. The transcript has 18 exons. Bases 1 to 2025 code for a protein of 674 amino acids. The record is from RefSeq and is a predicted model, not a curated record. Gene Ontology annotation, molecular function: protein kinase activity; guanylate cyclase activity; peptide receptor activity. NCBI's taxonomy places the organism in Eukaryota, Metazoa, Chordata, Amphibia, Anura, Bombinatoridae.
AUGUCCCCAGUCUCCAAAGCCACAUCCCUCAUCCUUCUAAUCAAAUCAUUAAUGUCUAAAAUGUAUGAUUUAAUGUUUCUUACUGUUAUUUUGGUUCAUUUGGGCGUAACGUCUUUGAUUGCUCACAUCAAAGUUGGUAGUUUCCAGGCAGCUUUAGAGGCAAAAUCUAUGGUUCUCAAUGACAAAGUGUGCGGUGAUGACGUUUGCACUCCGGAUGAAAGUUGUGCUUUAUGCCCAGCAGACUGUGGUCCUUGUCCAAUGUCUACAUCUAUAAAAAUUGCUAUUUUGCUUCCGUUGAGCUUAUUCUGCGCUGGAUUCAUAUUUGCAAUUGUGUGGUUGCAGUAUCAGAAGAGAAAGAUGCUUUGGGAUGAAAGCUGGAUUCUUUCUGCGAAAGAUUUACCAGAAGAUGAGUUUCAAAUGGGUCUCGGCAGCACUGUCAGUUUAAGACAAUAUAAUAACAAUGCUCCUUUGGGUCAGUGCUUAGACAUAGCCCCCAAUACCGUACUCAUAGGCAGUUCUACUGAGAGCUUCAUGCAGACCGGCCAAUAUGAUGGACGCAGAGUUGCAGCCAAGAGAAUAUAUAAGAAUAAUUUUACCAUAUCUAAGACAAUUAGAAAAGAGGUUCAACUUGUUCGGAAGCUGGAUCACCAGAAUAUAUGUAAAUUUUUUGGUGGAUCUGUAGAGGGAAAUAUUUACAUAAUUACUGAAUAUUGCCCUAAAGGUAGCCUUGCAGAUGUUCUUCUCAAUGACAAUGUCCCUCUAAACUGGGGAUUUAGAUUAUCUUUUGCAACAGACAUUGCUCGCGGAAUGGCAUAUUUACACCAUCAUAAAAUCUACCAUGGGAGGCUCACAUCUCGUAACUGCGUCAUAGAUGAUCGAUGGGUUUGCAAAAUAUCUGAUUAUGGAUUGAUGGUUUAUCGAAAAGAUGAUUUGACUGAGAAAAAAAUAUCUUACAUCUACUGCCCUCCAGAGGUCAUACUAAGUAACAGCGAAGUUGCCCCAACACCAACUGUUGAUAUAUACAGUUUUGCCAUUGUCCUGGUUGAAAUUGCCAGCAGAUGUGACCCCUUACCGGGAGAUGCUUACCUGGGAGAUGUUACCUGGCGACCACCUAUUCCUGACCUCAGCAGUAGCAAAUUUGAUCAAGAUUGUCCAGAUCAAGCAGAUUUUUCUGAGUUGGUUAAAAAAUGCUGGGCGCCGAAUCCCUGGAUGAGACCACCUUUUGAACACAUAAAGAAAUGUCUAGACCGGAUGAACCCGCAUAAAGUGAGCCCCGUGGACAUGAUGAUGACUCUAAUGGAGAAAUACAGUAAACACCUGGAAGCUAUUGUAGCAGAACGAACCCAGGAUCUCUUACAAGAAAAGCAAAAAACUGACCGUCUGUUGUAUAGUAUGCUCCCCAAACCUGUAGCUGAUGAUCUCCGCCAAGGCCUCAAUUGUGAAGCUCAGACCUAUGCUAAUGCUACAGUCUUUUUCAGUGAUAUUGUAGGUUUCACUUCACUGUCUGGGGCCAGCACGCCCUAUCAAGUGGUCAAUUUCUUGAACAAGCUCUACACGCAGUUUGAUGAUAUCAUUGAUAACUAUGAUGUCUACAAGGUUGAAACGAUUGGAGAUGCAUAUAUGGUUGUAUCUGGAGUGCCAAAAGAAAACGGAUUAAAUCAUGUGGCAGAGAUUGCUAGCAUGGCUUUAGAUCUGGUAGACGUCUGCCACUCCUUUAAGAUCCCACAUCUACCUGAUACAAAACUGAAGAUCCGAGCUGGGGUACAUUCAGGAUCUGUAGUUGCUGGAGUAGUUGGAACUAAAAUGCCUCGUUAUUGUUUAUUUGGAGAUACAGUGAACACAGCUUCAAGGAUGGAGUCUACAAGUGAAGCCUUAAAAAUCCAGUGCACUUCCAGUUCAGCUGAUCUUCUCCAUAAAAUUGGGGGAUAUAUUCUCACCUGUCGUGGGACUUUAAAUGUAAAGGUAAGUUUUAAAUAUGAAAUUGAUUGGUCACUUUCAGCCAUACUUGUAAAAACAAUCUUGUGA